Saccharomyces eubayanus is the source of this 876-nucleotide messenger RNA. It is a transcript of the gene TDA10, whose product is annotated as putative ATP-dependent kinase. The record is from RefSeq and is a predicted model, not a curated record. Gene Ontology annotation, cellular component: cytoplasm. Bases 1 to 876 code for a protein of 291 amino acids. NCBI's taxonomy places the organism in Eukaryota, Fungi, Ascomycota, Saccharomycetes, Saccharomycetales, Saccharomycetaceae. The transcript has a single exon.
AUGAUGUGUGAUAAGUCGAAGAAAAUACUGGACUAUUCAACCGAGUUCUUAGAUAAGUACAUACCAGAAUGGUUUGAGACGGGAAACAAGGGUCCACUGUUUCUUUUCGUAUCAGGUCCACAAGGUUCAGGUAAAAGUUAUGCAAGUAUUCAAAUCUACAAUCAUUUGAUGGGAAAAUAUGGAGGCGAGAAAUCCAUCAGUUUUGCCUCAAUUGAUGAUUUUUACUUGACACACGAGGAUCAAUUAAAAUUGAGCAAGCAAUUUAAUGAAAACAAACUACUACAAGGGCGUGGGCUGCCUGGUACUCAUGAUAUGAAUUUGUUGCAAGAAAUAUUAAAUACGAUUAUCAAUGAUGAUCAACAUCCAGACCAAAAAACCGUUACAUUACCCAAGUAUGACAAGUCUCAAUUUAACGGUGAAGGAGAUCGUUGCCCUGCUGGUCAAGAAAUUAGACUUCCAGUCGAUAUUUUCAUCUUAGAAGGUUGGUUUCUAGGUUUCAAUCCUGUUCUACAAGGUAUUGACAACACUGAUCUUCUCACUGGAGACAUGGUUGACGUCAACGCCAAGCUGUUCAUGUACAGUGAUUUGUUGUGGCGCAACCCAGAAAUCAAAUCGUUGGGGAUAGUAUUGACUACUGAUAACAUCAACAACGUUUACGGUUGGAGAUUAGAGCAAGAACAUGAACUGAUAUCAAAGGUUGGGAAGGGGAUGACCGACGAACAGGUACACGCCUUUGUAGACAGGUAUAUGCCUUCCUAUAAGCUUUAUUUUGACGAGUUUGUUCGCGAGGAAAGUCUAGGCUCUUUAGCUACAUUGACUUUAGGUAUUGAUUCAAGGAGAGAAGUAUUUUCUACAAAGACUAGAUGCAUUGAGUAG